Messenger RNA from Physcomitrium patens, 2686 nucleotides. RefSeq lists its product as uncharacterized. The record is from RefSeq and is a predicted model, not a curated record. NCBI's taxonomy places the organism in Eukaryota, Viridiplantae, Streptophyta, Bryopsida, Funariales, Funariaceae.
CUGCCAAAUCACCCCUCGGCACCAUCUAAUGCCAUUCAUUCUCAUUGGGGUUUGUUUACUUACUUGCUUCAAAAUGGGUCAUUAUUAAAAUUAACAACAUUAUGUAAAUAAUUUGCACUCUCUUCUUCGUCGAGAAUAGGAGAGGUCUCAGUGACGAGAUUUCCAACAUGAGAAGAAGAGGGUUGCAAUGGACUGGACUGCUGUCGCGGUGUUUGUAUAGUAGACCUGCUGCACAUCAGUUGAAGGCAAAUGAGUCUUGGACUUGGGGGUUUGUGGAGGGUUUGCGGAAUCGUUCGACGCAUGGGGGUUGUUUCCAGAGACAAUGGGUGCGAUACUAUGACGAAGCUUACCGGAACGAGUUUUUGCGUCAUAAAUCGCAGCAGAACACAGUGCCUCCGCUGUUUCCCUUCACCGCUCGACCCUAUGCAGAAGAAAUCCAGAAGAAACGGUACAGAGCUUCGAAUAGAAAAAGUCGAAGUGGAAGUUCGGGAGUUGCCUCUUCUGGGUUCUUCAGCAGAGUUCUCCGAGGGCUGAUGAAGUUCGUUGGUGGAGUUGUGGCAAUCACAGGCGCGGCUGUUGCCGGCGCUCCUUACCUUAUCUCUCGGCCAUUUGGUCUUCAUACUCUCUUGUUUGUAAUCAACUCUAGUAUUCCAGGCACGCUGUCAGUGGAAUCCGUCUCGCUUGGAUGGAAUAAACCAAUUCACAUAGAAGGUGUCAUCCUUAAAGGGCCCAACUCAAGUGCCGUUUUGUUGAUUCCUGAGUACAAGACUAAUGCGCAUCUGUGGACUUUGGUUGUCGGCAGAGCAGGGUUAGGAGAUGCUGUGGUGCUCCAACCUACACUUGAUAUGCGAAACGAUCCAGAAUCGGGUCAUCCAUACUAUGACCUUGCUGUGACGUCCGUCGAUAAACUUAACGUCAGCAAUCCUUACGUAAAGAAAAAGUUUAAAGUUCUCCCUUCUGAAGUCGUGUCAUGGACUGCAAAAAUGCGAGCUCCAGAAGGAGGCCUUGAGGUACUCAAUGGCAAGGUCAUCUUACCUGGAGAUUUAGCCGCAGUUCUUGGAGCUCAUCUCUACUUUGAUAUCGCGUUUGGGAGCUACGCAACUGAAAUGAAUCCAUCUCUAUGGAAGGCAAAUGGAGAACUUUCUGGCCGCACACCCAUACGCUGCUCCUUGUGUUCAAAUUGUGCACACUUGGAAGCACUGGCAUAUCUGAAUUUGAGAAGGAAGAGAAUGGAGCUUCUUCAACCCAUACUAGCGGAGAUGGAUUUGUCACCAGCUCUCGCAAAGUUUUACUUGGCUCAGAUCAAUCCAAUAUUGGGUCAGAUUGUCGGACCCUCUUUUGGACGAGAGGAUCUGCCCGAUGUAAGUAUGAGUUUGAAGCCUACUGACAUGAUGUGGCCUACGACGGAGUAUUUGAUUCGUAUCGAGCCGAUGAAAGUGGUUUUAGCGAAAGGGCCACUGUUGCAUGACUUGUUAUCGUUGCUGACUCGAGGAGAUUUAGAGAAGGGAGAUUGAAAAAUUAUGAUGCAGACCUCAGCUAUUGAGGCAAACGUUCACGUGGGAGGCAAACUUACUUGCUCUCGAGUGGAUCUUCUAAUAGCGGAUAAGAUUCAUGUGGCAACGUGGGGGCAAAUGGACCAUGUACAUGAGACCAUGAAGAUGACACUUGCGAUUCCUGGAAAGUCGCUAAGGGACUUUGUGGGUCUCACCAUGAUUACUCCUGAUUACCAUCUGCAGAUCCCAAUUCAUGGGACAUUUGACCGGCCUCAAGUUGAUUGGGUUUCGGCUGCCAGAAGGAUCACGCAGCUCACUGUGCAGGAGAAGCUGGGGAGUAAUUUGUUAUCAACUUUUCUUGAACAGUUUGACAUAGAAACGACUGUGGUUCCCAAACCUACUGGCGACUUGCCGUGGGCCAGAGAGUAAUGUAUAACAAAGGAGCCUACUCUACUUUGGUCACGAAGAGCAUGUGUAAAGCUGGAGAGUAAAAACUAACACAUCCUGUACACCGGCCUAUCGUGCCAACGAUGACUUCUCAGAACAGGACUUGAACAAAUGUGGAAAAAGAAAUUCUAUCGUCAGGAGUACCGUUGAGCGUUUUCAUCUUGACAUCAAAUUGUUAGAGAAUCCGGAAUUAUUGAAAAGUGUGCAUUUGAGGGUAUGAUGAAGUUGGCAUAUACCUGAGUUGCAGAUACAAGAUAGCAUACAAUAAACUAUCGCUUCUCCCAAUUUUACAGCAUGCUAGGACAGAAGUGAAUGUGAAUCAUCAAUAACAUUGUUAACUUACACAUUCUGAAUUCUAGAAUCUGUGGGUCCAAGAAGAGGCGACCAAGUACUGGGGAGCCAUAGACGUCCUGGAGCAACGGAAUGGAGAAAUCUGGUUACAGUUAAAGAAGAUCCGGGAGUAGAUGUGUAGUAAGUUUUUGCGUUUUUGCCUUUAAGAGUGUGAGUUGGAUAUUGUUUUUGCAAAAUCUAAUUGCUACUUAUUGGAGAAGUUUACAAGAAAGAGUAAACAAUAGUAGAGAAAGAAGAUUCACUAAUAUCCCUCAAUAUUUAAAUAGAAUGAUGAUCCCAAUCAAUUUAGGAGAAGAAUAGAUUUUAUCAAAGAGCCACAUUCACAAUUUCAAUAGAUUUUUAAUGCACAAAAUUGGAAAGAGGUAGUAAUGCAUUUAGAGUUUAUUUUUUUGGUA